This is a messenger RNA of Drosophila hydei, 1296 nucleotides long. RefSeq names its product probable cytochrome P450 316a1. The record is from RefSeq and is a predicted model, not a curated record. NCBI's taxonomy places the organism in Eukaryota, Metazoa, Arthropoda, Insecta, Diptera, Drosophilidae. Gene Ontology annotation, molecular function: oxidoreductase activity, acting on paired donors, with incorporation or reduction of molecular oxygen; heme binding; iron ion binding.
AUGAUCUUGGCCAGUAUUUUUGUGUGUUUCUGCCUGGUGUCGGCUUACAACUAUUUGAGACAACGUCAACAGCGCGGACUUAAAAAUCUGGGAGGACCCUUUUCCUGGCCUCUAUUAGGCGCCAUGCACGAAAUUGUGCGGCUCUCUCCAAAGAAUUUCUUUGAGCGCAGCUCUGUCUACUUGGCCAAAUAUGGCACUGUGAGUCGUAUUUGGGUUUUUCACAGACUCUUCAUACCUGUCGCCGACUUGGAAUUAGCUAAGCAACUGCUGCAGAGCGAAACGCAUUUGGAGACGGGCCACGAGCUGAUGAGCGACUGGCUGGGCGACAGCUUGCUCAAUUGCCAGCCGCAACACUGGCCACAGCGACACCAAAUACUCUUGGCACUCUCACAGCCAGACAACCUGUUGCAAUUGAACCAGCUAUUUCAGCAGCAGGCCGAGCAGCUCUGUCAACAGCUAGCGGCACAGGCGGAAACGCGACAAGUCUUUGAUGUGUGGCAGUUGGUCUCGGACAAUGUAUUGGACCUGAUGCUGUGCAUCAGCUGUGGCAUGCAGCCAAGCGAGCGGUAUAAGCAGGCAUUUAAAGAUCUCAUCGAGCUCUAUCGCAAGCGUUUCUUGAGCGUACGAUCAGCCAAUCGGCUCACCUUCUUGCUCGGCUCGCCACUGAUGCGAAGACGACAGCAACGGCUCAUACGACGCAUCAAUGAGGAGAACAAACAGAUGCUGGAGCAGCGCAGACAGCGCACUCUUGCUUUGGCCUUAGUGCUGAUUGCACGACAUCCGGCCGUGCAGCAACGCUGUCUGGAUGAGCUGCGCCUAGCUAGUAGCUCAGCGAAUGGGCGCUUGCCCUACCUGGAUGCGGUGCUCAAGGAGACACUGCGGCUGCACCCACCGCAGUUGAUUGUGAGUCGUGAGCUGAGUAAAAGCUUUGAGUACACUCAUUCAGAGGUGGGCGAUGGCGUUCUGCCCGCUGGUGCUGAGAUCUACAUCAAUCUCUAUGAGCUGCAACGCGCUGAGCUGGAAUAUGGCGAUAAGGCGCAACUCUUCAAGCCAGAGCGCUUUCUGGAGCAACUCAGCUUUGGCCUGGGUUCCGCGCAGCUGCCCGGCGCAGCAAAUGAGCUUUAAACCUUGCUGCAACAGCUGGUGGCGCCGCUGCUGCUGCAGUACGAGCUGCUGCCCUACGGCGAUGCACUGCGACUAUCUACGCUUGGCGCUGGCUCGAGCAAUGGCUUCCAGUUGGGCGCUGCAGCCACGUUUGAACAGCAAACAAGAUUAAUUAGAUUAAAGAUUAAUUAG